Messenger RNA from Microstroma glucosiphilum, 3315 nucleotides. RefSeq lists its product as hypothetical. Bases 1 to 3315 code for a protein of 1104 amino acids. Lineage: Eukaryota; Fungi; Basidiomycota; Exobasidiomycetes; Microstromatales; Microstromataceae. The record is from RefSeq and is a predicted model, not a curated record. The transcript has a single exon.
AUGACUGCAUCUCCGAGCAGGGUGCUGUCCCCUCGAGACUUCGGUAAACCUGUAUUACGUCGGCCUCAAUCGAGCGGCCGCAUCGCGCCCAUUUCGCCAAAGAGUGCACGAGCGCGCCCUCGGACACUGCCCAAGGUCACGUCCACGCUGGACUCGGCUCCUCCUGUACAGGAGCCCUUACCGGUACCUUCCUCUGUCAGGGUUGCAGCCUGGUGCAGUACCGUGGGAACUUCUUGCUCGUAUGACAAUCCCGAUUUCGCGCAUAGGAGAAGGGCGCAAUGCUCUAGAAAAUUAUCCUCCGACACAUUCGGCCGUAGAGACUCGGACAGUGAAGACUGUCCGUAUCCCACUCGUCAUUAUGAAGAUGAAGAUGGCGCGGAGAUGAGACAGUCGCUGUCCGCUUCAACCUACGAUUCCGGAGACGAGAAAGGCGCUCCAUCUGGCAAACAAAGAAGCUCAAACGGCGGAUUCAACGCCAGCCAGAGCACACCUCCCACUCCCCAGACAGCGGCAUGGCGUAAAGAGGCUGACGAGGAAUGGGAAGCUCGCUUCGACAGAAAGUUUAGAUCGUCGUCACAGCAUCUGUCUCCAAGGGCUAGUCUGCUAAACGCUGCAAGCACAGUCCACGAGAAAGGCAGCAGUCCCAAGGGGUCAACAGGCGUCUCUACAUCGUCAGCACCUCUUUUCAAGGUUCACAACCCUUUCUCUGACAAGACAGUAACAAGAGAGAUGAAGGUGACUGGCUCUGCUGGUGUACCCAACAGCUCGUCCUCCUACUUUCCUUCUCACGACCACUGGCGCCGCUCUUUGCCUCACAACAAUGACAGCGGAGCAACACAUUCCGAGUCCUGGAACGCCUGGAGAGAUCUUGGCGCGGGACAUCGGGUAAGCAUAGGCGGUAGCUCUAGGGGUCACCCUGAAGUGUCCGGCUCGACUGUCUCCAGGAACAACAGCAUGGUCAGCUCUACCAGCUCCUCCAGCCGCGUCCACCUAUCACAUCGUACCAGCAGUAACAAUUUCCUCGUCAGUCUCAUUGGGCGAGAUCUCAGCAGUCAUUCGGCCAACUCGGCAGAUGCUAGCGGAACCACUUCGGGGUCCGUGCUGCCUAAAGGCGAUCUCAAGCACCUUCUGAGACGAAGUUCGAAGCUGUCGAGGCCUCCAAGCACUGAGGGCCUCGUUCAACAGGGGAAGAAUGGUGCAACAGAGCGCUGCGAGGGCAAAGGCUCACCCCUCAAGACAGCUUUCCCCAGGCCAGAAGAGUCUCCGAGGGCUACCACAGCACCGUUCAUGCCAGCCAAGGCCAAGCGAAGGAUGUCAAUGCCUUCUCGUCAGGGCCAAUAUAGGCCUGCGAUUUCCAACGGCAUGGUGACAUCAUUCGUAGGUGACCAUGCCCCCUCUACUUCGACGUCCUAUAGACGUGACCGAGCACCGUCUGUUCAUAGGUAUGCAUCCGGACCGUCGUCAUCAAGUACCACAGCCGACGUCAUUCCAGCCGCAGGGACCGGUGACGCCAAGGUUCAUUCGCAGAAAGCUGCUCCAUCAUCGGUCUCGAUCAAUCGUGUCCCCACCAACUCUGACUCGACUAGCAGCACUCACCGCCCUCGCAGUCGGUCUGACGCCGAGGUCCAUCGUAGCGACGCACUGACAACGACCUACCCGCAGUAUUCUGCGUCCGUCUACCGAAGGGUCUUCGUUCCACCGGCACAGAUGGACCCCCAUGAUGAGGAGCAGCACGCAGGAUCCGAAGUCAGCGCGGGAGAAGAGUCCCGUGAGACCGAGCAAGUCGUCAGCAAGAACGUUGACGUCUUGACGCAAGAGCGGCGCGAACGCGUGGAGAAGCCCUCUUCCCUAGGUGAAGCAGCUACGCCAGACGUGCCCACAGAGUUGAUUCAGAACGCGCCAGUGAUGGCGCCGUCGCGUUCAAUUUCUCGCGAGAAAGACGACGCGACGCUUAUGUGCCGAACAAGCAGCUCCCGAAGCUCUCGCACAAUGGCUUCUGCGGGUGCCCUUCUCAGUCCGACCAAGCUGCUGAGGCGUCUUGCCUCGCGCGACGGUCUGUCCAGUAGCAGUAGCAAUCGUGGCCAAGGUUCUUCGCUGGAUGCGAUGCAUCUUGUCAGUCACUCACCUAGCAGACAAGUUCGACUACCGAAGCCAGAGGACAAGACGAUGGGGGACCGAAGCCCUGCCGACAGCACCUCAACCGGCCAAUCUGUAGAGACGAUCCGGGGAAAGCCGCUCUCCCGACCGAAGACUGCGCCAGCAGAGUCAGAAGCUCCCACGCGCAGUCGACGACCCAGUCUCAUUUGGACUGGCCACUCGGCUUCUGUCUCGCCAAGUGACCCAGCGCAGCUGGCCGGCCCUGAUGGCAGGCAAUUGCUGGAAGGAGUGCCCACAAGGUCUCACUCGUCAAUUGGACGAGAACAAUCACAGACCCUGGAGACAGCACCUUCGUCAUUAGGACUAUACAUGACGUCUUCUGACAGAACAAGUACUCUGGGCGAUGUCCCACCUCUGGACAGCACCAGCAGCAGCGAAAGUGCAUCGUUGGACUGUAGUCCCUACUCUGCUGUCAGCUGCGGUCUUCCUUCCCCAUUCUCACCCUCAGAGGAGGCGCGCAUAGUUCAGCCAGCGCUUAUAGCAGAAGCAGAAGCAAACGACGAGGAAGGGAGGAGCGCCUCGCCACUCUACCGCCCUCCGACUCAGUCAUUGUACCAGCGCAGACGAUCCUCAACGCUAUCUGCUGCGGGGGGAGUUGGUAUAACAAAGCCUCUGUCGCUCUUCCUUGACUCUACUCGCAAAGAAGCUGGAGAGUCAGAGGUAGGGAUGACGGGCCUUUACAACACCGUUCCGGCGCUACGUGUCGAUAUGGAUGUGCGAUCCAGCUCAGGCUUACGACCAGUUUCUCCGAGUCCAGCGUUGGCCCUCUCCCCCCCUUCCUCGCUACAUAGCGGAUCUCCUGGCUCUUCACCAAAUGGACAAGGUGUCCAUACCCCUGCGCCGCCCCGUCCGCCCAGAAGAAAUGUUGCAGCGGUUCGUCCGAUGUCGUACUUCGGCGUUGCGGGAACUACGCCGAACGGUCAGCCUGCAUUGACCCCACCAUCCCCUGCCAAUUCAGGUAACAUCCUUCUGGGGUCUGCAGGCGCCAAGGCUCCACAUGCUUGGGAAGGACAAGGCCAGCUCAGCGGCAGAGGUGCGCACCGUAGUGCUAGUCCUGGAAAGAAUACUUCGACUACCCGAGCACGCAUUGAGAAGUUCUUUGGUGGAGGUAUGAGCACUGGAAAGGCGAACGCAUUCAAGGGUGCAACGCCACCGUAG